Molecule: messenger RNA, 634 nt
Organism: Sabethes cyaneus
Lineage: Eukaryota; Metazoa; Arthropoda; Insecta; Diptera; Culicidae
Gene: Alr
Product: FAD-linked sulfhydryl oxidase ALR
Exons: 2
Coding region: 41-568 (175 amino acids)
Cellular component (GO): mitochondrion
Molecular function (GO): flavin adenine dinucleotide binding; flavin-dependent sulfhydryl oxidase activity
Source: RefSeq, a predicted model, not a curated record
GUUGGGGCCGGAAGAUUUACUUUACCAUCAGUAUUCCACGAUGCCUGCUGCCGAAUCGUCCCAACCAAGUGCAAAAAACGAACAGGCUCCCUGUCGCACGUGUGUAGAUUUCAAGACGUGGUCCAAGCAGCAACGGAAAGCGCUUUCCACCAGUAGCGCCAAUAGCUCGGAAAUAACAACGUCGAAAGGUAAUUCACAGAAUAACCAUGGCUCCACCGGUUCGCCAUCUCACUGUCCUCUGGACAAGGAUCGCUUAGGGCAGUAUACAUGGGGCUUACUGCAUACCAUGGCGGCAUAUUUUCCUGAAACUCCCUCCAGCGAAGAACAAAGUAACGUGCGACAGUUUUUCAGUGCGUUCGCUAAAGUGUACCCUUGUGAAUAUUGUUCCAAAGACUUUCAAUCAGAAUUAAAAAAAUUUCCACCGGAAACAAAAUCCCAACAUGCACUAUCCCAAUGGCUUUGCCGGAUGCAUAACACUGUGAACGCAAAACUUGGCAAACCGCAAUUCGACUGCUCGAAGGUAAACGAACGCUGGCGUGAUGGUCCUGCUGAUGGAUCCUGUGACUAGAGCAGUUUACGGCUAAAUUGAAUGCCAUUCAUGUAACUUUACAAAUUGUUAAGCGACUGUUUUUAU